Messenger RNA from Camelina sativa (false flax), 1095 nucleotides. Its product is annotated as cold-regulated protein 28. The record is from RefSeq and is a predicted model, not a curated record. Gene Ontology annotation, biological process: response to cold; regulation of circadian rhythm. NCBI's taxonomy places the organism in Eukaryota, Viridiplantae, Streptophyta, Magnoliopsida, Brassicales, Brassicaceae.
UCUUCUUCAUUCUCGUUACCCUCUCUCUCUCUCUCUCUCUCUCUCUCUUUAAGGUCUCUUUGGCUCUUUCGUAGAAGAACCAUUUUUUUUAAUCCUAAGGAGAGACGACGCAGAUAUUAUCAUUAGUUUUCUUUUGUUUAGGAAUCAGAGAGAGGAACGAUGGAGAAUGAUUUCAGGGUGAAUAUUGUUUCUUUGGAGAUGGAUCGUGGCGCUGCGGAGGAGGCGUCUUCUGAAUCUCAUCAGAGCGAGUCGACUCUAUCCAACUCGCUCGAGUCCGGUGUCACCGCUGAUACCUCUCGUUGCGAUGCUGAUUCGAAACUGGAUGAAUGUGCUGAGUGGACGAAUGAGAAACACAACUCAUAUCUCGAUUAUUUGGAGAACUCCUUUGUUAGGCAGUUGUAUUCCUUCCUUGGAGGAGAGAAUCAGAAGAGACUUUCUAGAACUCGUGAUGUGCCGUCUAACUCUCCCAAAUCCACUGAUCAGUUUACUGUCUUACAAAAUGGCUGCUGGCAAAAGGUUAAUUUUGGAAAGAAACUAGCUCAUUCCGAGGCGUCUUCUGAGUUUCGUUCUCAAAAAAAUACAUUAAGAAGCAAGCCUCAAAAUUCCAACGGAAACGGUACCUUGGGAACUGCUGUCCAAUGUUCAAGGACAUGUCAUGAAGAAACCAAACACUCAGAGGCGUCAGGUCAAAAUUUCAGAGAAGAAGAAGAUGAAGAAGAGGAGAAGGGAGAGGUUAGCAGAAAACGCGAAAGAGAAGCAAACAACGAUGAUAGCUCAUUGAAGGAGGACCAGGUUGUGCCGGUAAGGAUGGUGAAGCCCAGAAUGUGAAAGCUUUAGGAAGUGUAGAUGAAUUACUAUGAAUAGAGAUAAAGAAUAGAAAGUGUGGGUGACGAAUGUGGAGAGGGUUUUGUUUGUUGUAUAGAGUGAGGCUAAAGAGAGCCUUAUAAAGGGAUCUAAUGGGAUGGAAAUAGCAUUGGUUUUUUGUGUCUCUUAAAUAUUGUCUAUGCUAACUAGGAAAUAUUUGGUAGUAUUAGUAUGAUCGGCAAAUUUAAAUUCUUUUUUUAUUUAUUUCAUAUAUCAUAUAUACUUUACACC